Messenger RNA from Protopolystoma xenopodis, 510 nucleotides. The record is from the annotation of a GenBank genome assembly. Lineage: Eukaryota; Metazoa; Platyhelminthes; Monogenea; Polystomatidea; Polystomatidae.
AUGACGAGCACAAGGCACGUGCUUCUUGCAGUCGAUGGUAAUGAGUACAGCGAACGCGCUUUCUACUGGUACAUUCGGCACUUGGCUAAGCCGGGCGAUCAGCUGGCCCUUCUGCAAAUCCUGCCACACCAUAAUGCUCCGGCAACUGAAGAACUUGUCUCUUACGAUCAACAGCCCGCCAGGGACGGAAGCAAUCGAGACCAGAUCCUUAAGGCUCAAAACCUGUACAAUGACUAUGGGGAGCGCCUGAUGUGCACUAUUCAGCAAGAUCCGGCGCUUAGCGACUUCCUGAAAGAUCAGAUGACCUACCGUGCUUACGUGAAGCGUAGCAGCAACAUCGGUGCUGGCAUAGUCGACACACAAAACCGUCUUGGUGUGGACAUAAUAGUGAUGGGCACGCGCUCUUUAAAUAUGCUGAAGCGGACUUUUCUAGGCAGUGUUAGUGAUUAUGUACUUCAUCACGCCACCGUCCCUGUAGCUGUGGUCCCACCACCAGCAGAACACGAAUGA